Populus euphratica (Euphrates poplar) is the source of this 2091-nucleotide messenger RNA. RefSeq names its product beta-1,3-N-acetylglucosaminyltransferase lunatic protein, putative (DUF604). The record is from RefSeq and is a predicted model, not a curated record. Bases 413 to 1915 code for a protein of 500 amino acids. NCBI's taxonomy places the organism in Eukaryota, Viridiplantae, Streptophyta, Magnoliopsida, Malpighiales, Salicaceae. The transcript has 3 exons.
CAGAAGAAGGGUAAAGACUACAUACGGGUGUGUGUGUAUUGCUAUAUCAGCCACGGAGGAAUUCCUUAUUGUGUCUCGAGUAAGCUUUGUUUUAUCGAUUCAAAUUCUUCUGGGUUUUCUCCUGUUUUAUGUGUUGAUCAAUAGAAGAUAUCUUGGUUCUCUGAGUUUGGGCCCAGAUGAAUAGAUUUACAGGGGUCAUGGGUAGUCUCAGAAAUUAGAUUUUCUCAAAGGUUUCUCCUUUCCUUUCCAUCCCUUUUCUUUUUUGUAUGAUCAACACCAGCAGAGAAGUCUGAGCUCCACUUUUUUUCUGGACUUUAGUGCAUGCUUUUCCUAAUUCCAGAAACUAGAAUUUCUCUUCCAGCAACUUCUGGUAGUCUCUGAUCAACUAGUAUUUUCCUCGAGCUCCUUCGAAAUGAGUCAGACUCAUUUAGGACCUCGUCAUGACGCGGCCGGAAAAUUUAGACUGGUUUCUCUUCCAGAUAAAGCCUGCAAGAUUUUCUCAUAUCUCAAGAGAAUAUCUCUCCUCCUCUGUCUCUUUUUCUCAAUAUCUAUCGUCCUUUGCACCACUUUUUCCCCCAACCACAACCAAUUCUGGAAUCGGUUACCCCCCCGCACCCGAACCGGAACCAAACUCGCACCCGGCCCGCCCACUAACAUCUCCCACAUCCUUUUUUGCAUCGGUGGAUCAACCGCCACAUGGCGCGAUCGUAGCCUGUACAGCUCCGUCUGGUGGGUCCCAAACGUUACGCGAGGGUUCGUUUGGCUUGAGCAAAACAUCGAUAGCAACCAGACCAAUAAAAACGUCCCAGCUGUCAAGGUGUCAUCUCCAGAGUGGACCCGGUUUAAGUAUUCUAGCUCAAGAUCAGCGGUCAGGAUUGCAAGGAUCAUAAGUGAUAGCGUUAAAUUAAGGUUGCCUGAUGUGAGGUGGUUUGUCAUGGGAGAUGAUGAUACCGUGUAUUACACUGACAACUUAGUUUCGGUGUUAUCGAGGUAUGAUCAUAAUCAAAUGUGGUACAUUGGAGGGAAUUCUGAGAGUGUGGAACAAGAUGUGAUUCAUUCUUAUGACAUGGCUUUCGGUGGGGGUGGGUUUGCUCUUAGUUAUCCGUUGGCUGAGAGUUUGGUCAGUAUAUUGGACGGUUGUCUUGAUAGGUACUAUUAUUUCUACGGUUCUGAUCAGAGGAUUUGGGCUUGUAUCAGUGAGAUCGGCGUGCCGCUCUCUAGAGAACGUGGGUUCCAUCAGUUUGAUAUUAGAGGAAGCGCAUAUGGCCUCCUAGCAGCACAUCCUCUAGCCCCUCUCGUAUCACUUCACCACCUUGACAAUCUGGAGCCGCUGUUUCCAAAUCACAACCGAAUAGACUCUCUUAAAUCCAUCAACCAGGCAUACCGGGUUGACCCACCCCGAAUCUUUCAACAAACAUUUUGCCAUGACUCCAAGCGGAAAUGGUCCAUAUCCAUAGCAUGGGGCUACACAGUUCAGCUGUACCCCUUAUUGUUGCCAGCCAAGGACUUGCAAACACCAGAGCAGACAUUCAAGACGUGGCGGAGUUGGAGCGAUGGACCAUUCACAUUCAAUACCCGACCCAUGGAGCCUGACCCUUGUAAACGACCGGUUGUUUUUAUGCUUGAGCAGGCCAACGAAGGGGACGCUAAUGGGUCCUUGUCUAGUUACAAGAGGAUCGUUCAUGAACCAGGGAAGACUUGUGAGACAACAAAGUAUGCCCAAGCAAUGUCAGUGCAGAGAAUUCUUGUAUCCUCCUUGAAAAUGGAGCCAGAUUAUUGGAAAAAGUACCGUGAGCAGGCACCGAGAAGAUAUUGCUGUGAGUUAAUGAAUAAAGGGAGCAUAAAGAACGGCAGCAUGCAGCUUAGGAUUAGAAGAUGCAGAAAUUGGGAAAGUAUUACUUCUAGGUUAGACUAGCUCCUUAACAUUUCAGCCGUGUAAGCAUUGCCCUCUACAAAACUUGCCAUACUGAGUAUACAGGAAAAGAGAUUGCGGUGCCGUUUGGAAGUCCAUUCCGAGCAGUGUUUCUCUAAAUCUUUUUUUCUUUGUUUUUUACUUAAAUUAACUUUUUAUAUUUUUAAGUCAUUUUAAUA